Messenger RNA from Siniperca chuatsi (mandarin fish), 2166 nucleotides. It is a transcript of the gene mep1a.1, whose product is annotated as meprin A, alpha (PABA peptide hydrolase), tandem duplicate 1. The transcript is spliced from 14 exons. Gene Ontology annotation, molecular function: zinc ion binding; protein binding; metalloendopeptidase activity. Gene Ontology annotation, cellular component: membrane. NCBI's taxonomy places the organism in Eukaryota, Metazoa, Chordata, Actinopteri, Centrarchiformes, Sinipercidae. The record is from RefSeq and is a predicted model, not a curated record. Gene Ontology annotation, biological process: proteolysis. Bases 63 to 1877 code for a protein of 604 amino acids.
UCAUAUCUUGUCAAUGUGCACAUUUAAACCAAAGCAGCAGCAUUUACUUGGUGACACUCAGCAUGGUGAUGGAGAGAGUGCUGUUAUUGUUUGGACUCGUGGCUCUAGCUGCUUCAUAUACUAUACCUGUUUCCCUUGGGGUACAUGAGGUGUAUGAGAAUGGUGAGGAUGAGAACCCCAUCCUAAACCUGGGUUCAGAUGCCAACCUGUUUGAAGGGGACAUUUUAAUUCCCGAAGGAAGGAAUGCCCUGAUUGACAAAGGAUACAGAUGGAAAUUUCCAAUCCCUUACAUUCUGAGUGAUGAUUUGGAUCUGAAUGCCAAGGGCUGCGUCCACCAGGCUUUUGAAAUGUAUCGGCUGAAGUCUUGUAUUGACUUCAAGCCUUAUGAAGGAGAGAAGACAUUCAUCAAGUUCGAAAAGAGAGGAGGGUGUUUCUCCAGCGUUGGUGACCAGCAGAAUGGUCAGAUUCUGUCUUUGGGGUCAGGCUGUGACCACAAGGCGGUGAUUGAACAUGAGCUACUCCACGCUCUGGGAUUUUACCAUGAACAGUCCCGCACAGACAGAGAUGACUAUGUUGACAUCUGGCUGAAUGAGGUUACACCUGGACUUGAACACAACUUCAACAAAUAUAACGACGACUAUAUCACCGAUCAAAACACGGCGUACGACUAUGAGUCCAUCAUGCAUUACAGGCCCUUCUCCUUCAAUAAGAACGAAUCCGUCCCCACUAUCACCACUAAAAUCCCAGAGUUCUACAACAUCAUUGGCCAGUACCUCGACUUCAGCAAGAUGGACAUCCUCAGGCUGAACCGGAUGUACAACUGCUCUGGUCCUCUCACCCUGCUGGACCAGUGUGCCUUUGAGUACGCCAGCAUCUGCGGGAUGAUCCAGGCCUCCUCUGAUGAUGCUGACUGGGUCCAUACCAAGAGCAGUGUGGGUGCAGAGGAUCACACACUCCUGGGAAAAUGCAGAGAUGCUGGGUACUUCAUGCAGUUCAGUACCAUAACUGGGAAGCCUCAGGAGUCUGCUCUGCUGGAAUCUAGAACCCUCUAUCCCAAGAGGAAGUUUCAGUGUCUGCAGUUUUUCUACAAGAUGACCGGAAGCUCCAAGGACAGGCUGGUGAUCUGGGUCAAGAUGGAUGAUGGCACAGGCACCGUUCGUAGAAUGAAGAAAAUACACACUUUUCAUGCGGAUUCUGACCACACAUGGAAGAUCGCCCAUGUCCCAAUGGAGGUAGGGGUGAAAUUCCGCUAUGCUUUCCAAGCCGUGCAUGGUGAUUCCUCUGCAUCCGCCGGUAGCAUCUACAUCGACGACAUCAGCCUGUCUGAGACACGUUGCCCCAAUGCCGUGUGGAGGAUCAUGAACUUCUCCAAGAUCAUGGAAACAUCUGACAUCAACACAGUUAUUGACAGCCCUCGUUUCUACAGCCCUGAAGGCUACGGUUACGGUGUUCGCAUCAUGCCUUUGUCGCGUUACACUGAUUACACAGGGAACUACACUGGGCUGUACUUCCACCUGGCCAGCGGGGACAAUGAUAUGGUGAUGCAGUGGCCAGCGGUAAACAGACAGGCCACCUUGGUGGUGAUGGACCAAGACCCUGACAUUAAGCUGAGGAUGUCCACCGCUCGCAGCCUCACGACUGAUAUGAUGAAGACAUCAGAUGGAAAGUUCUUUUGGGACAAUCCCUCUAAGGUGGGGAAGUAUGACAAUUCCUGUGGUUGCUACAGAAGUGAAUCAUGGGGCUGGAUGAACUUCAUCAAGCACUUUGACCUCAGGCGGCGUAAUUAUCUUAAGAACGACGACCUUAUCAUCUUAAUCGACUUUGAGGAUAUAACAUCACUGAUCAAAACAGAAGUUCCCAUUAAGCCAAAGGAGUAAUGUCACACAUGAUUAUAUAUCAUGAUUAAGUGGAGAUGCAACAUAUGCAGCUGGAAUGAGAAGAUCAACCUGUGAAGAUGAAGGAAGGAUGGAAGAUUACUGCUGUGACAUCCGAAUUAUACACAUAAUUUACAAAACGUUAUAUUUGUUAUACAAUCUACAUAUAGAAGUCGAAAUACUGUAUAUGCAUAACAAGCUUUUGAAGAGCGUCAUCAUUUUGAACAACAAAGUUCUUGCUCACUGAACUAUUGUCUUAAUAAAAUCUAUUAAAUGAAACUAUUAAAGAACA